Messenger RNA from Ficedula albicollis (Collared flycatcher), 650 nucleotides. Its product is annotated as corticoliberin-like. The record is from RefSeq and is a predicted model, not a curated record. Gene Ontology annotation, biological process: positive regulation of cortisol secretion; negative regulation of glucagon secretion; negative regulation of epinephrine secretion. Bases 1 to 456 code for a protein of 151 amino acids. Lineage: Eukaryota; Metazoa; Chordata; Aves; Passeriformes; Muscicapidae. The transcript has a single exon. Gene Ontology annotation, cellular component: extracellular region. Gene Ontology annotation, molecular function: corticotropin-releasing hormone activity.
AUGUGGUGGUCCGGGGCGGUGGGGGGGCUGCUCUUGCAGGCUUCUGGCCCCGGAGUGGCUGAGAUGCGGGUCAGGAUGAUUUCAGCUGCCUCCGUCCUCGUCUUGCUCUUCCUGCCCUCGGAGACCUGCUCGCCCCUGCAGUGGCCCCGGGGUCCGUCCCGCAGGCUGACCCUGGCCCCCCAACUCACCUGGGAGCCCUGGAUGGGAGCCCCGAGACCUCCGGUCCCCGGCACCGACCCCCUGCCCCAAAGACUGUGCCAGUUCCAUGGGGCAGAGCCCGGCCCGGCCCCCCGAACCCGGCGGGCGCUGCAAACCGGCAAAAGGCGAGACGGAAAACCCAACUCGUUGGAUCUCACCUUCCACCUCCUGCGCGAGUUCCUGGAAAUGUCCCGGGAGGAGAGACUGGCCCAGAAGGCGCUCAGCAAUAAGCUCUUGCUGCAGAGCAUAGGGAAAUGAGAGAGGGUCCUUGGAGGUGGGGGAAUGAAGGAGACCGACCCCGUAACAAGACACCACGGCAGAGCGGAGAACGGGGGGGAUGCUGUGGGCUGCAGCCGUGCCCGGGGGUCCCCACCUUGCCUGGCAGUGUUCCUGUCACUGCGUCCCGCGUGUCACUGUUGUGCAUUAAAGUCACAGUCGUACCUGCCCUGCUG